Molecule: messenger RNA, 1476 nt
Organism: Brassica rapa (field mustard)
Lineage: Eukaryota; Viridiplantae; Streptophyta; Magnoliopsida; Brassicales; Brassicaceae
Product: serotonin N-acetyltransferase 2, chloroplastic
Cellular component (GO): cytoplasm
Molecular function (GO): N-acetyltransferase activity
Source: RefSeq, a predicted model, not a curated record
ACUCAAAAGUAUCGUUAAAUGCAUUUGUUCUCUCCUUUUCAAACUACCUAACUAUAUACCGCCCGCCAAAACUGUAACUCUCUUGAGUCUCAACGACCAAUCAACAAUGGCUUCUAACGACCACGAGUUUUUCUUCAAUCCGAUUUUAUUUUUGUUUACUCGAAACAGUAAAAGCUAGAGAGCUUUCUCCAGUUAUUCACAGCCACACACAGUUUAUCCACACCCCUUAUCCCCCAACUCAGUCAGAGAAACAAAAAAAAAGUUUCAAUCUUUCAACAUUUUGUUUGCGAAAGUUCGAAACUUUGACGACCACCAUGCUUCUCGGAGGCCCAAUCUCCACUCCUCCACCUUCUCUCCGGUUAAGAGCCACCUCAAACCCACAAAACGCAGCCGUACAGCCCUCACAAGCUGCGUUUCCAUCGGCUACGCAAAGACAACCGCCCAUCUACUCAAUCACCGACGAGGAUCUCCAGUCCAAAGGCUUUCUCCUCCGCCGCACUCCCGAAGGCCUAAACCUGGACCACCUCAACUCCGUCUUCGUCGCGGUGGGGUUCCCGCGGCGAGACACGGGGAAGAUCGAGGUGGCGCUGCGGCACACGGACGCGAUGCUGUGGGUGGAGUACGAGAAGACGCGGCGGCCGGUGGCGUUCGCGAGGGCGACGGGGGACGGAGUGUUCAACGCGAUCAUAUGGGACGUGGUGGUUGACCCGACGUUCCAGAGCUUGGGGCUGGGGAAGGCGGUGAUGGAGCGGCUGAUCGAGGAUCUGCGGAGGAAAGGGAUCUGCAACAUCGCUCUGUAUUCGGAGCCGAGAGUUCUCGGGUUUUACCGCCCGCUCGGGUUCGUUUCCGACCCGGAUGGGAUCCGAGGAAUGGUGUUUGUGCGUAAACAGAGAAACAAGAAGUGAAAUGAAUAAACUUUAUUUCGAUUUAACAUUACAAUGUCUUUGUCAGUGGAAACAGAGUAUGCAGAGAAGUAGAUAAAGUUUGAAUCUUUUUGUGAUACAAUUGUUUUAAGAAGUAGAUUUGGCGUGGUGGAGGAAGGCGACGGAGCAGAGGAUGGUGGUGAUGAGAGCGAAGAACCCUAAUCCGAUCAUUAGAGAGAUUCCGGCGACGAUUAGAUCCAUUGAUGUCUGCACGCUUAUUCCAAUCAUUUUUUCUGUUACAAAAUGUUAUCUUGAUUUCUCUCUCUGCUACGGUAAGAUGUGUUUGAAGAAAGAAGUAAAGAAAGCCUUUUGCUUUGACACGUAUUGCGAGACGACCAGAGCUUAGCUCAGUUUCAGACAGAGCCCCUCGUGUGUAUAUAUUACAUUACAUAUUUACAUGUGACGUGUCUCGUGUUAUUUGGUUGGUUUAUGUAUUUUUACCAAAGUAGACAGCUUUUCUUUUUUUUUCUUGGACAACUUUUCUCUAUGAGGAUGUAGCUAGAGAAGUGGGCAAUGAGGCAAUGUGGUGGAGUAAUGAUUGGUUUGUCUUUCA